Messenger RNA from Penicillium manginii, 609 nucleotides. RefSeq names its product DNL-type zinc finger protein. NCBI's taxonomy places the organism in Eukaryota, Fungi, Ascomycota, Eurotiomycetes, Eurotiales, Aspergillaceae. Gene Ontology annotation, molecular function: zinc ion binding; protein-folding chaperone binding. Gene Ontology annotation, biological process: protein stabilization; protein import into mitochondrial matrix; protein folding. The record is from RefSeq and is a predicted model, not a curated record. Gene Ontology annotation, cellular component: mitochondrion. The transcript has a single exon. Bases 1 to 609 code for a protein of 202 amino acids.
AUGCGCCCCUUCUCAUCACAGGGCCUCCGCCCUCUGCGUUCUCUCGUCUCCUCAGCCCCAACCUCGGCUCUUGCGUCGAGUCGCAUACCUGUCUCCCGAUUCUACUCUUCACAACUGCUCCAAUCAAAGCAAAAUCUACGAUCACCCGUCGUUCUUCGACUGCAGCGAGGCGCCAUUCCAUCAUUAUACCGAUAUAACUCCACCGCGCCCCGACCUCUCACCGAAUACCCGGCUCAAACCGAGACCGACGCCGAGCGCGAGCAAACAAACGAGGAGCGUCGCAAAUCAGAGGAAGCCUAUCGCAUUACUUUCACCUGCAAGCCAUGUGGUGAGCGCUCUUCGCACCGCAUGUCUAAGCAAGGCUACCACCGCGGCACUGUCCUCAUCCAAUGCCCUUCCUGCCAGAACCGUCACGUCAUGAGCGAUCACCUCGGCAUCUUCUUCGACAAGGGAACCACACUAGAAGAUCUGCUCAGUGAAAAGGGUCAGACAUUGCAACAUGGUCGUACCGAUGGCAACUUUGAAUUCUGGGACGAUGGCACAGUGAAGAGCUCCAACUUGGAAGGCGAUCAGACCAUGGAACCCGCCAAGCCGGAGUCGUCAUCUUAA